Molecule: messenger RNA, 615 nt
Organism: Ambispora leptoticha
Lineage: Eukaryota; Fungi; Glomeromycota; Glomeromycetes; Archaeosporales; Ambisporaceae
Source: the annotation of a GenBank genome assembly
AUGGCGGUAAACCAAUCAAAUCGUAAAUGUAAAUAUGAAUUCUGCUGGGUCUGCAUGGGACCUUGGUCAGAACAUGGUACCAGCUGGUAUAAUUGCAAUCGUUUCGAUGAAAAAAGUAGUCAGGAUGCCAGAGAUCAACAGGCGAAAUCUAGAGCUUCUUUGGAAAGAUAUCUUCAUUACUAUAAUCGAUAUGCCAAUCAUGAGCAAUCCGCGAAACUUGAUCGUGAACUUUAUCUAAAGACGGAGAAAAAAAUGGAAGAAAUGCAGCAAACUUCUGAUUUAUCAUGGAUUGAAGUUCAAUUUCUUAAAAAAGCAGUUGAUAUUCUCGUGCAAUGCCGUAUGACUCUCAAGUGGACAUAUGCGUUUGCAUUUUAUCUUGCUCGUAACAAUCAAACAGAGAUUUUUGAAGACAAUCAACGUGAUUUGGAAAUGGCAGUUGAACAACUCUCUGAAUUAUUGGAGAAGCCUAUCGAAGCCGACAAAAUUGCAGAAUUAAAACAAGAAGUUCUCAAUAAGACUGUUUAUGUUGGAAGCAGAAGGGAAGUGUUGCUGGAAGAUACAGCUAAAGGUCUAUUGGAAGGUCGUUGGGAAUUCCAAGUCGACAUUAAAGAGUAG